UAAUUUCUUUUUAAUUUUAGAUCGACAAUAAAUACCCGACAAAUUUAAAAAGUUAAACACUUCAACGUUAGCAUUAAUUAAUCAUCUCAAGAGUUCUUUGGUAAACUGACACAUAUUCUGUAACGUCACGUCAUACAUAAAAAAAUACAAUGAAUAUUUUUCGUCUAGUCGGUGAUUUGGCGCACGUAUUUGCGAUUAUUAUUUUGCUUUUAAAGAUUUGGAAAACUCGUUCUUGUGCUGGCAUUUCGGGCAAAUCCCAAAUACUAUUUGCCAUCGUCUAUCUGACACGGUAUCUAGAUUUGUUCACUACCUACGUCAGUUUAUACAAUUCUGUAAUGAAAGUACUCUUCCUGGCAUCAUCGGGGGCUACAGUUUAUCUAAUGUACGUCAAAUUCAAGGCAACAUACGAUCACAAUCAUGACUCGUUCCGUCUGGAAUUUCUAUUGGUGCCGUGUGUCCUGUUAUCUCUAUUGAUCAAUCAUGAGUUUACCGUUAUGGAGGUGCUCUGGACUUUUUCCAUCUAUUUGGAGUCUGUUGCUAUUCUGCCGCAGUUAUUUAUGGUCAGCAAAACAGGAGAAGCGGAAUCUAUUACCAGUCAUUACCUGUUCGCAUUAGGAUCUUAUCGUGCACUAUAUCUACUCAAUUGGGUAUACCGCUACAUUGUUGAGUCGCACUAUGACCUAAUUGCGAUAUUUGCCGGCAUUGUUCAAACAAUUCUCUAUUGUGACUUCUUCUACUUGUACAUUACCAAAGUGCUUAAAGGAAAAAAAUUGCAAUUGCCUGCCUAAAUGCUUGUUCCUUUAGCUUAUACUUAUCCAUAGCCCGCAAGUGAUGAUACUAAUUCGUCGUGGAUAAAUGAUUCAGAACCCUGAAGAUGGAAAUGUGACAAUAUGAUUUAUAAAAUAAGUUUCAAGCCAUUCCUCUUCCUGUAAAAUCUUAAUUACCCAUUAUAUUUCUCAUAAAUUCGAUAAAUGAAACCCAUAUUUAUUUUUUUUUUAUUUAUCAAGAUGCAACCAAAAAUAAGGAUCAAAAUUAUUUUUUUUGUCAAUAUAUUACUUUUCUUCAACUUUUGCAUUUAUAAAGCUCAAAAGAAUAUGAAUUAAUAUAUAUUAAUUAAUAUAUUUUAAUACUUAAAAAUCUCCCCAUUAAGUAAACUACAACAGAACAGUUUUUUGUCGUUUUUUCACUUCAGUGGUUGCAAAACAAACAUUCUCAAUAUUGGUAAAAAAAAAAUAUAUAUAUACAUACGUGCAUACAUAUGUAAUCACGUACUACAUAUGUAUGUAGAUUCAUGUACUCGUAAGUCAACCAUCUUAAUUAAAAUUUAGAUUUAAACUUUAUUAAAAUACAUAUAUUACAAAAAGUAAAUACAUAAUAAAGAAUAAUAUUUAAUAAUAAA
Calliphora vicina (urban bluebottle blowfly) is the source of this 1399-nucleotide messenger RNA. RefSeq names its product ER lumen protein-retaining receptor (gene KdelR). Gene Ontology annotation, biological process: endoplasmic reticulum to Golgi vesicle-mediated transport; protein retention in ER lumen. Gene Ontology annotation, molecular function: ER lumen protein retrieval receptor activity. The record is from RefSeq and is a predicted model, not a curated record. Bases 150 to 788 code for a protein of 212 amino acids. NCBI's taxonomy places the organism in Eukaryota, Metazoa, Arthropoda, Insecta, Diptera, Calliphoridae. The transcript has a single exon. Gene Ontology annotation, cellular component: membrane; cis-Golgi network; endoplasmic reticulum.